AGCGCGUGCACUCGAGCGCCAGUCGUCAUUACAAAAGUGCGCCGCGUCGCGUGGAGACGUGCAAUUGCGCUCCAAUUUGAAUCGUUUUCGUUUCGCUUUGUUUCGUUUGAACCCAAGUAAGUUUGUGGCGUGCGCCGUACGGAAUUGCGUGGCGUUGGCUUGUGCUGUGUCGUAUGCUUUUCUGUGCCGUUCAUUUGUGUUCUCUGCGCUGCAGCAUCAGGUUGUAGCGCCAACGUGCGGGGCGCACACGUGAGCUUGUGCCAGUACUUGUGCAUCCAAGGGAUCGCGAGUCGGAACGCGAAAUGUGUCCGCACAUAUUCACAGGAAAUGAAGCGACAAUCACAUUACAAUAAUAGUCAAAAGGCUGGCAGUGGAUAUGAUAAUUACAGCAGCCGAAAUGAAACACGAGAAACAGCAGAUUUAAAUUGGGCAUGUAAAGCGUUCACAGAUCCAAAUACACAAGUAAGACUCGCGAAGAGGCCAGAUUUCGUACAUGCAUGCAUACAUAUCAGCACAUGUGAGCAAACGUAUGGAGACGUAUGUCUGUAUAUUUAAGAGUUGGUAAGUAUCUACAAGAUACUCGCGACUCGCGACCAGUCCACAACCGUCUGCUUGCACGACUGGCCAUCGUACUUUGCAUUCGUAUGCAAAUAAGUCAAAGUCCAUGGCAAAAAUAAUAAUAGCAAAAAAUAUCUGUAGUGUUAAGAAAACAUUACAAUUGACAGUGUGUAUGAAAAAGUAAAAAAUUAAAACAUAAAGCAAAAGUAAAACACAUUUCACCAAACCAAAACAACUGUAACCCACCAGAAGCAGCAGCCAGCAUUGAGAAGCGUCGAGUGCGUCUCUUUGUGUAACAAGCGGCAGUUUCCAAAAGUAAAAACACCGGCAACAAGAGCAAAAUUGCUAUGAAAGAAAAUUAAAAUUAAUAACAAUAACAAUAAUAAUAAUAAGAAUAAUGAAUGCAUAAAUAAACAAUCACUUGCUCUUCACUUCACGGCUGCAAUAACAACUGGGCUAUUUACUUCGAGAUUUGACCUUAAAGCAGCCACAGCUACUUCCUCGAUUAUUUGAGUGUGGAUGGAGUAUUUUUCUUACUGUUAAUAUCGGAGGAAUAAACAAAAUGCCAGAAACUUGCCGAACUUCUGCCACAGAACGCCGAGCGCUGAAUUCAAAUGAAGCGAGCUGGAGGGAGAGUGCCCAAAGUGUUUGCGAUAAUAAACAACGAAUUGCUUGGAGCAGAUUUAAAUGCAACGAAUCGAAAAAAUUGAGACCAGCGACUUCCAAUCACAGCGAAAACUUUAAGAACGAGCCGUUUGACGAGCACUGCGAGGGUUCUAAGAGCCGCUGUCGUUCACUGAGCAGUAGUGACUCCGCGGUCGAAACGAGUAAGGGCUGCUGCUGUCCGAGUCACUCGGAUAGCUCGAAAUCGUGUUGGAAAACCAAGCGAAAACAGAUAAUUCGGCAAAGUUCACAUGCUUCCGGCUUAAACGAAAACGCUAGGACAACCACAGAGGCACCAGUGCAAUCCGCUACAACAACGGCAGCAUCAGCGACUACAUCGCAUUUGGCAAUAUUUCGCGGCCGAUAUGCAAGCUGCGGUGAGCAUACGCUUCUAGCCGGUCCACGAGAUGUGCCACAGAAGAGCGGGCGUGUGAAUAAAAAGACCUCGACAUCGCUGCCAACAACGCCGAACUUGAGUCAUUUGCGACGGCCGAAGCCGGUGCAAUACCAGAAGCUAUCGCUGGAGUCCGCGGAUGUCGAUGAUGCGAGACAGUUGACGCGUUCGCCUAGACAGCCGUAUGCAAACAGCCUGCAACAGCUUCAGAUUUCAACAAAGAAGUUGCAAAAUACGACGAGCGAAAGGGGCUACACGCUGUUGGGGCAACAGCACGCCCAAGCGCACCAACCAGUACGAGAGCAACAGCAGCAGUCGCUGCCGCUGCAACAGCAAAUGAUCAUCGGCAAUGUACUGCCGGCAUUGGCAGUCCAUGGUGAUGGUACCAAUAAAAGGCGGCAUGUACUGGAAGUAGCGCACACAAAGAAAAACGAAUUUAUAUAUGCGAAUAACGACAACAAUAAUACUAACAACGAAAAUUUGAAUGAGAGCUCAUCAGUUGAGCAUCUUCCCACUUUGACGCCUACAGCAUUGGCAACAGCUAGCGAUUUGGCAACGCAACCACUGAUCGAUCAAUACGCCAGCAGCCAGCCGAACGAUCAGAAUGAUCAAAAUAAUGGCCACGCGCCCUUAUUAUUAUCGCGGCUGCCAUCUCACAUGCCACUGUCGGCUCCGCAAUGCUCAGUUAGCACAACGUCGGCAAUACAAACGACUCAACCCGCCAACUCGGCCAACACGGCCCACUCGACAGUUGUUGCCAAAAACACACUGGGCUUUUGUGAACAUUGCUGUGCAGAAAGAAGUAGCAUGGCUAGCGGUGAUUAUUCUCAGGGCGCAUACGCCGAGCGCAAACCGAAUUUCAGUGGUGAGGACUACGCGCGAUGUUAUCGCGAGAACACCGAUUCAGUCUCCGAUCUGUCGUCGUACCGAUUCGUUUCCGAUGAGGAUGAAGUAAGCGCGUGCAUCGCCGCUAACGAAACAGCUGCCACAGAGAAUAAUUCCAACAAUAAAACUAAACUUUACAAUAUCAAAAGAAACAACAGCAAUAGUAAUAACAACAACGUAGCACAAGACAGAAUAUUAGCCAAAAACUGUCGCGUUUUAUCCCCCGCACCGUCGCGCAAGCAAACGCACUCGCACUCGCAUUCGUGUUCGUGUACGUCCCCGCCAACGUCGCCGCCGUUGUCGCCAACACCGUCGGCGCGAACGAGUGGUCUGUUGCCAACAUUGUUGACACCCGCCGCCACACAAACGACAAAAACAACAGCGACGCGUCGUGCUUCCCCCGCCAUUUGUUGUUAUACAAUUGACAAACCCGUCAGCGUACAUUAUAACGCGACUGUUUUGGAAUACAUACCAAAUGAAACAAACACAUUCUUAGUAACACCCACGUCGGGGCAGAUAACCGCAUCAGCUCCUCUGCCAAUUCGCGGCACUUGUACCGCUAGGAGCGCCUAUACCUUACCACCAGAAGCGCGCGACUCUAGCAAAUUCCCAUGUCAAGAGGGUCUCCUAUCUACGUCUUUACCCAGUGAUUAUGGUAGUGUGAGGAGCGCUGCCAAUCACCUGCAGCACACGCCACAGUCGUCACAAAAAUAUAAGCCCCCGCCACCAGAACCACCUCCCAAACCAAAGCACGAAGCAAGAACUAUCUAUCAGACAGCAAUUUAUUCGAGUUCAAGUGCGUCAGUACAAGACCAACUGGGUGUGUUGGAGACGCGUUUCCAUAACGGCGAGCAGAUUUGUAGCAAUGGUCAAAAUAUCCAAAGUAAGGUAAAAAAGUUUGAACAUCCAAGUGUCUUGAUUGAGCCACAAACGCAAACAUCUUCAAGCUAUCUAUCGCCUUUUAUUCCCAAAAGCGUAGGAAAUUAUACGCCUAAUGAGGAUUCCAACAGAACCGAGGAACGUUGGUCACAAUCGUUGCGCUCUCUUGAACGUUCCGUUUCACCAGAACACUGUGAGCUGUUGAGUUGCUUUGGAACGGUUAAAAAUACCCGAAGCGAGUCCGCAAACACCACAACAAAAAUAAAUAAGCUCGACGAGCGACGAGCAGAUGACGCACGGCGAAGCAAAGAAAAUAGCCGCCACGAAGAAGACUGCUUAAAAAGAAACGAUAGAGACAAUAACGACGACAAGGAAACGAAAUUUGUCGCGCGUAGCUUAAGCGAAAGCAGCUGCUCGGUGUCGGUAGCAACGUCGAUUGCCAAUGAAAAGUGUGCCAUCGAAAACAAAAAUAAUCAUCAGCAGCAGAAGCAAAAGGCGCAAUCACAUCCACAGCAACCACGUCACCAACAACAACAGUCACCCGUGCAACCACCAACACCACCGACACAUCACCAUAAUAAUAUUAAUAAUAAACGGCGUAAUUGUGGAGACUCCGAGCAAACUCAACCGAGUGCAGCCAACGGGAAAAAAUCAGCGUCGACAAGUGUUAAUUCUGUCGCCACUGUAACUAACGGUGUGCUCAACGCGUCUGACACAUCUGACACGCACACCGUGUUCAGUGCUGGCAGCAGCGCCUGUGGGGAGUGCAAUAACAACUACAACUGCAGGGCAAGGAGUCACGCGGAAUAUACGCGUUCGGAGCCCGCAUCAUCUGCAUAUCCGUUUACCGCAAGUUCGGAGUCGUCGUGCCAAAGUUCGCAAUCAUCAGUAGCCUACGCAACUUCGCCGUUACUGAAACACACGCUGCGCUACGAUAGUUACGGUCGUUUGAAGUCGGAACGCGUUUCGCGCCUUCCCACCAUCACCAGGUCACUAGCCAAUGGUCGCAAAGCGGCUAGUGAGACGCGUCUGCAUCGUGCAUAUCAAAAUGUCUCUACCACGUCUAAAUAUGACUUGUCCACAUCUUUGUCGGCCACCAAUAUUAAGCUAACACCGACUUUUUGUCGUAAAUUCAAUUAUUUAAGUGACAAAUUUGAAGACUGUGUGGCCGAAUGUGAAGAAUUUGAGUCAGAAAUCGAGUCUACAGUUGUUGAAUGUGAGAACCCCCAACAACAAAAGCGGGACACUAUUGAAAAAGUUGUGCAAAACCUUGUGCCAGCUGUCACCAAUGCGGGACAAAUAGAAGCAAAUACAACAGAUGUAUCUCAAUCGGCACCUGUUCGUAAUGCCAGCACUUGCCUCGAGUUCGACAAACAAUUGGACUUGAAUUUUACAAAGACAGUGCCACCACAACAACAGAUCUAUAAAUCUUUUAGUGAUACUCAAAAUUUUGUGUCUAUUCAUAAAGAGAACCAAGAAAAUAACAAUAACAACAAUAUAACUGGGAGUAAAUCAAAACGCUUUUUUAGUGACUACUCGCUGAAAUCGGACUUUGCCGAGUCAGACAGUAAUUUGCCGUGUCGGUGUUCUGUUAAGCAACUCGCAUCACUGACCGAAGCGAUAUCUCCCACUUCGCCAACGUCACCGAUCUCAUUAAAGUCACCGAAAUCUUCUGGUGGUUUGAAUCAAAAGAAUUCACAAUCUCUGCCAAGUGUUCCACAGUCGAAUGGUAUACAAAGUCCGUUAUGGCUUAGUAGUGAGACCAUCGAAUCGUCGCGCGAGAAAUCUUUUGUCGACGAUUUGCAAUCGAAUUGUAGUGAUCAGACAACAAUCUUUCAUUUGGAUAACGAAUUUUCGCAUUCUGCUACAUCUUUGUCUUCGAAUACACAAACCGCAACUGAGAGUGGUGGCAACACUCUACACAGACCUAUUGUGCUCAAACGCAUUCCAGCCAUACAAUCGUUUGGAUAUAGUCCAUCAAUCGAAACAAGCUCGCUGGGUGCUAAUGCGCCUGAAAACGACGAGAGGGAGAUUAAUAUGGAGAAGCGUAGAAAUACCUUGGAUCGUUUCCAACGUUUGGGUUUUGGUCGGAAGUCGACUCCAGCAUCGAGCGGUGCAUCAGCGGACGGCAGUGGCUCGUCGCGAAAUCGAAAAUCGAACGAAAAAUCCGAAAGACUAAGAGAACUAACUGAGCUACUGCGCGGAAAUAGAUCCUCGCCAACUCCACCGCCUGUACCGCCGCCACGUAAGCCGCGUAAUGGAUCACAUUCGGCGUCGAAUAGUUUGGAGCGGGCAGAUACACAAGUACAUACCCCUGCAGUGAGGACUGCUUCUGCCGGCACCUAUUCCAUUGAAAGCCUCGAGCCGCCAACGUCAUUCACGUCAAAUCGCAUUGAUGAUAUUAUGUUGAUGGACCAGGAGGAGGACCAAAGUGUACACAAGACGAAAUCAGGUGUUGGCGAUUGUGCAAAACAAAUCCAUAAUUCCUCGCUUGUGGCAUCAACCACAGCAGGAGAAGAUGUAGCUAUGCGAACUGGAGCUGCAGUGGCACAAGCAUCAACAAACCGUUUAUACGAUACACUCAAACCAAAUACGAGUCUGUCGAAUUUCGAAUCGUUAAUGAGCAGAGAGAAAUCAAAGUCGCCGCCGCCGCGAUCUUUUGCUAACAUCGUUGCGAGUAGCGUUGUGAAUACGGACGAUGCGCGACUGGCCGACAGUUCAGGUAUAGCUACGAAACUGGCGAGACCAGAAUCUCGCACGGUAAUCGGUUCAUAUACCCAAAAGGGUAUACCGUUUCGGUCGGCGUCGUUUUCACAAAUUGACCUUUCGUCUGGAAAGUACAAAAAGUCUUCGUGGAGCGCAUUGCGUGAUCGGUUGUGGCGUGACAAAGUUGUUGGCUCAGUGGAUUCAGCAACCAAUACGAAAAAGCCAAGUAAUAGUGAAGAGGCGAGAAACGACUUGACUCCUGCAGUAAAAGUCGAAGGGAAAGUGAAGUCCGAACCCGAUUGGAUUUACAUUCCAUUGAAGAAGAAAUCCGAAAUGAGUAUUAAUUUGAACUACGGUCAGGAUAUGAAGAGCUUAGAAUCGCCAGACGUUAUACCGGAGGAAGAUAUAUUUAACACCGAUUUGGAACAUGCAUCAACUACUACAGAAGACUGCAGUGCUGAAGGUUUACAGCACAACCUCAUUAUUGCGCACGCGAAAAUGGAAUCGUUGACAGAUACAAUACAAUCUGAAAAUGACUACACCAUUGAUGCGAAAGAAAUUGCGGUCUCUAUUGAACCAGUGCCGGCAGUUGGGGAGGCGGAGGAAGGUGCUGUUGAAAAAGCCAAAGUGAUUGAACAGCCGACCAUUCUAGAACCCAUUAUUGCCGAUGUUAUCGAACCAAAUGUAGCCACUUUAGUGGAAGAAAGAAUCGCGUUAGAAUCUCCGCCAGACAAUUUGCUGCAGACGGCUACUACAUGCCUUAUACCAGUGCCAGUAUAUGAAUGUGCUGCACAGGAUUGGCGCUUGGAGAAUCCACCACAGGAGUGGGUGGAAGUGCAACCUGAAGAAUUUGGCAUUAUACCGGAAACAAUAGAGCCACUACACUCACUAAACGAUUGUGUGAAUGUGAAACCUAUACCAAAAACCGCGCAGGAGUAUCGUGUGGAAAAUGUACCGACGAUCUCAGUCAGCCGUUCCUCUGAAGAGGCAGAUGAUAAAUGUAUUUUAAGAAGAAAGGACACGUUCGACGAGGAAUUCAGUGAUCUCGUAGAGCGCCGUCAAGCUUCAAUAGAUACUGCAGAGCUCAGUAAACGAUAUAGCCAAGACGAUAUAGAUGUCGGAAAGGAAAAGCGAGCAUCAUUUGAUGCAAUCACUACACGACACAGUGCAGACGAACGUAAACGUAUCGAUAAGUCGAAACGAAGGAAGGGUAUGUACAUUGACAAUGCUGCGUGGAAUGAAGCUGAUAGUGUAGAGGCGCACAAUCGAGGUCUGGCACUGGACAUUUCAUUAGCAACCAACAUGAAUGUGAUUAAGCCGAAUACAUCGGAGGAUUGUGGUAUUAUGUAUAUCAAUAGCCCACCCACUGAUGAAAACAGAACCCCAGGUUCGCUAUACUCACCCGAAAUAAAUACUCCCGAAUCUGACAAACCAUUAGUUUGGACAAAAGCUGAUCGGCUUACUAGUUUUAGUUUGCAAAGCUCCGAAGAAAAGGAUGAAUUACAGAGUGGGAGCCUUAGUGCGGGUAGUGGCAAUGCUGCAUUAGCUGGUCUUUCUCGCAACAAUAAAAGUUUUCCCUUUCUGCGCACAGAUUCGGUGUCUGAUAACGAGAGCGAUCGAGGUACAUCGCAAUGCCGACAACGUGCCAGCCCCAGUCCCGUUCCAGGCGAUUACGAUUUCAAACGAUUUUCCAAACGACCACUACGUGGACCAUAUGGCCAAAUGUUGGAGAAGGAAAUGAAAAAGCCUAAUAAAAUGCACUACGAGGAAAUUUUAGAAGACCUUCGCGAGUCCGAAAUCUCAUCGCAACCACGUCGCCCACGUGCCGCCUGCGAUGACUCCAGCGCCCUUACAACGAAUACAGUGCGCAACAUACCUCACCAUUCGAACUCGAUGCGAGUUCGCAAGUCGAACACAUACCUGCCCGUACCUGCUCACACGCGUGCUGCGUCCACACCUUCCAAAAUAGAGAAUGUGAAUAAAGACAGCGGCAUCGGCAGCUUGGAUAAGAUAAAUCUACAUGAAAAACGCUACCAAAGCACUUUGGAUAACUCCGUGACUCGCGAUGAUAAGAAUUAUCUUGAUGCAGGUCAUCAUUAUGCCCAACAACAUCAUCAUCAGCGUGAAAUAAAACGCGCUGCCUCCGAGGCUCCGGUCCAGAAAAGCCAUCACAGCAAACGCAGCCAGUCUAUGAGUGGUGAGAAAACAGCCUCAGGCGGCAAUCACAUAGCACAUCAAGCGAAGCGAAGCCUCGAUGCGACCACUGGCGCAGGUGCCAAGGCCAAAAGCGGUGCGGGUAAAAACUCAACUGUGGUGCCCUCACAGGAACUGCUGGCCGAGUUGCUGAAAGGCUCCAGCGAAAAGCUGAUAUCUGAGCAGAGGAAACAAAUGGCUGCGGACACACGUACACAUGUGGUGCAGGAGAUCUUACGCAAUGAACAGUCAUAUGUCGAGUCACUGCAAACAAUCGUCUCAAAAUAUUUUAAGGUACUCAAGUCUCCCGAACAUGCUGGCAUGAUCGAUUCUCGCACCGUGGAUGAGAUAUUCUUUAUGGUACCCGACAUACUGGAAAUACACCAAAAAUUCCUGGCUGAAUUGAAAUCGCGUUGGGAUAGUUGGGAGGCAAACCAAAAAGUUGGCGAUGCUUUCCUGGAAACGUUUUCCAAGUUGGAGGUUUUGGAGGUGUAUACAUCUUUUGUGAAUAACUGUAAUCGUGCCAAGAAUGCUAUCCGCUCUACGAAACAUCAGCGACCCUCGUUUGCGAAAUUCCUAGAAAUGACUGCACGUGAGCAUAAAGGCAAAUUGACCCUGGACAAUUUGCUCAUCAAACCGGUGCAGAAAUUUCCAAAUUACGAAAUGCUCUUUCAAAGACUCAUAAAACACACCGAUCGCGAUCAUCCCGAUCAGAAACAUCUGCAGGAUGUGCUCAAGCUUGUUCACGAUAUACUUGUCCAUAUCAAUUGUAAAGAGCGUGAAAUUCUCGAAAAUGGUCAACGCGAGGCGACAUUGCGUGAACUUGAGGGUGUCAUCGAGGGCAUAACAGAUCUGAUAACAUCCGAUCGACAGUUUCUACUUUUCGAUUUGGUUUCGAUGCCAUCGGGUCAAGGGGCGCGCAAAGAGCGUGGUUUCUUUCUCUUUAAUGACCUAUUGGUGUUGACGAGCAUCAAGAAACGCAGCGGCACAAUACGAAAACCCAACCCUUCUACCUGCCCAGGCACCGUGGCCUCAACACUGGAUACCAACAAAUAUAAGUUCCUUACCAAGAUCUCACUGGAUUGCUUAGAAAUCGUGAAGACGAAAGAUGAAAAUGUGAAGCGCAUAAUGAACGAAAUCGAAAAUUUAGCCGAAGACUGUAAUAAGUUACAACAAAUCGCCGAUGUCACUGCAUCACUCAAGUAUCCACACCAGUAUCUGGAGGAUGUCAUACGUGAAUUACUGCGAGAUGUACAGCGUCAGCUAUCGGAGCGUCAGACCAAUGACACACAAUUGAAUAUGCUGGAUCUGCUGGUUAACUCACCGAAUGGAAGUCAGAAACUCUCGAUCGUCUUCAGCAAAGCUGAGAAACGAACACAGUGGGAGGAGACCUUCAAUGAAGCCAAACAGAAGUUGGCUGCCACUCUCGAGCGACAUCCCAUUCCAGAGUUUCUGAUGUCGAUACCGAUACGUAAAACCCGCGCUGGUUUACAGUUCACUUGCGCCGCAGCAACGCUCAGCGAAAAGCGAGACGUGUGGGUGUGCAACAGUGACGGCUAUGUGGGCCAAGUCUGCAUAAUGUCCCUCUACCCGGAACCGAACGUCACUAGCUGUAAUGGCGUCUGCAAUGCGCGCAUACUUUGUGUAGCCUCCGUACCCGCCUACAAUUCGAGCAAUAGAAAUUCCACAGGCAGUGGAACGCAGCUUCAACAACAGGCACAACAAACGCUCCCACGCAGCGCCAGCACCACACCGCAGCACAGUUACACACAACAAUUGCGCGAUUAUCGCAAAAGCAUUUCUCCAAACUUCCAGCCGCCCACAAUGAUUGGCACGCCGGAGAAGAAAAAAACGCCGUCGGCACCGACAGCUGGUGCGGUGAACCCUAUUGGCUCCUGCGUUGGUAAGGACAGUGCAAAUGGUGACACUAGCGGUGACAACCAACUGGAUUUGAAUCUCAGCUCCAGCGAUGACGAAACCGACACAGCUCUAGCGAACGUCAGUGCCUCCGUUGGCGGCGCCGUCAACACUGACAGCGGCACAAUUGAACGCGUACCAAGUCCGGCGCCGUCAACACAGACGAUCGCCUCGAUGACAUUGCCGGGUAGCAGCAGCAGCGGCACGCCAUCGCACCACUCACAUCAAGACUCGAAUCCAGAUGAAGGAGAAGGUAAUUUAUCAACAAUGUGGAUCGGCACGGAAGACGGUUGCAUUCAUGUCUACAAUAGCACCGAUAAUAUACGCAUCAAGAAGAACCGCAUAAAGAUCGAACAUCAGUCGGCUGUGUAUUCCAUAUUGUACCUAGACAAUAGGGUUUUUGUCUCCUUAGCUAAUGGUGAUAUUUGUGUUUACUUGCGUGAUGGUGUUGUCUGGAAUACCAGUUCGUCGCAUUGUCUUUCAAUCGGUACUGUAACAAGUCCCGUUACGAAGUUGCUGAAUGUGCACGGAAAACUAUGGUGCUCCAUUCAAGGCAUCAUAAAGGUUUUAGAUACAGAGACUUUGUUGGUGGUAAACCAAAUACAAAUCUCAUCUGAUUCGAAACCUAUUACCAACAUGACGGUGUCGAAUAAUUACGUGUGGAUUUCGAUACAAAACUCGGCACAUAUCAAGUGUUUUCAUUCCAUGAGCCAUCAGUUAAUAGCCGAAGUUAACUUAGCGCCAGCUGUGAAUAAAAUGCUCUCGAAUUGUGAUGAGAUUAUACGCCAGCACAAGGCCGCCUGUUUGCGUGUCACCUCGCUGCUGUCCUGCCGCGAUCUCAUUUGGAUUGGCACCAGUGCGGGCGUGUUGCUCACCAUACCAGCGCAAGGCUUCGAGAAGGGCGUACAAACUGUGGUGCCCACUGGCAUUCCACACGGCCACACCGGUCAUGUGCGUUUCCUGACAUUCGUAGAGACGAGUGGUCUCAGUGCAGAAGGCAGCGGCAGCAGUACAGGGUCGACGGGACGAGAUAACGAUAGCGCUGUGAGCAGCAAUGAAUACAGGAGUCAUAGUUCCACGAAGCAUAUGAAACCGAAAGCGGAAUCGAGUACCAUACUAGUGAUAUCCGGCGGUGAUGGCUACGAGGACUUCCGUAAUUCGGGUGCAAAUUCGUUAAGUGAAAUCGCCGGCCGCGAAGACAGCACCAAUCAUUUACUGAUAUGGCAAAUUUGAAGUAGGCGACGCAAGAACCGUUGGAAGGAAUUGCUUUCACGGUGGAAAAACAACAACUAGUGGUGGCAGCGUAGUCCGGGCGGAUACCGGCGAAAGCGUGGAAUCAAUCGACACACCAGCACGAGCAUCUAAAAUGCGACGUUGCAGCGACGAGCGAUUCUCACGAAACAGGUGCGAUUUUAUAUUGCGUAACAAGCUUCGCGGGAGCCGACCGUUCACUACAUAAGGAUAAACACAACCCCCAAAACAAACACACAAAUAAACACGCAAAUUGACGAAGUUGUUGGGUAAUGUGAAUGGACAAUUUAUAAUUUGCCAUUUCGAGAGAGAAAGAUUUUGUGAGAGAAUUUAAAUUUUUUUGUUUACCUUUUUGGCGGGAAAAGUGCGCGAAUGUGCGGAAAUGGAAAAUGUGAGAUCGACAGUUGGCUGUUGGAAUUUAGUACUGAUCAGUGAGAUUAAAAUUGCUGAGAAACUCACUUACAUACAACCCUUGGCGUCUACCGUUGACGGCACUUUCGUCACGUGUGUCGAAUUCAAACGAUAACAAUUCGAAAAGCGAUCGUGCAAAACGCUUUUAUCGUUAAGUAAACCAAACCAUGUUUGAAAUCGUGUGUACCUUCAUACAUACCUACAUUUAUAUAUAUAUGUAUAUGUAUGUGCAUGUGCAUACAUACAUAUGUAUACAGGCAAAUGGCGACUGUGAAGUGUUUAUUCACAACAUUUGAGAAUUUGCCUGAAAUCUAAACCUCUUUGCUCCAUUCUAAACAGCUGUUUACAACAUACUCGUACAUAGCUGCAAUGCAUACAUACAUACUUACAAAUAAAAUUAAGAACAAUAUUCCUAUACAUAUAAAUAUAUUUACAUAUUACUUGCAUACAUACACACACAUAUUUUAAUUACAUUUGUAGACUAAAUUACCGCACACACUUUUAUAUGGAAGACCGUUAAAUACUUGCGCACACGCAAACACACACAUACACGUGUGUACAUGCAAAAAAGGCAAAUGAAACAUGCAAAAAGCGGAAAUAAUAAAUUUUAUUGAACUGAAACUGAAUAAUGUGCCAAAAUGUGUUUCCUUUGCUAUAACAAUUGAAAAUUAUGAAAUUUCAAACAAUUACAUAUGUACAUAUAUACAGGCAUACACUAAUUUAUGUACAUACAUACAUAUGUAUCUAAACAAACAUACGCAUAUUCGUAUGUAUUGGAUUUAGACAAAUCAGCUCGGACAGCUCCAACUUGUGGGGUUUGUGCGAGAAACUAUUUUCCUUAUUUAAAAACAAAAACUAAAACAAAAAGAGAAACACAAACAAUCUUUUUUGUAUAUUAAGCAACUUAAAAACGUAGCAGAAUGUAUAAAAAAUAUAUACUAUAUAUGUAUAUAUGUAUGAAUUUAGUACAUAAUAACUGUAUACACACUACUUACAAACAAAUUAAUUGAGAACAAACAUACAUACCUAGAAAAUUAUAUUUAAUGGGCGCAAAUGCAGAGCCCCGGAAAUAUAUAUUUGAACCGAUUGAACAAUAAUAAAAUAAAUCUACUAUUUAAGCACUAUUUACAAUAAACAUUAACUAAGCUGAAACUAAUAACAAAUUAUACUGGUAAUUGUUUAAAAUAAAAUAUUAAAUAAUUAUAUAAAUUAUAUUGAAGGUUAUCAUCAUUGAAGCUAUAAAGUUAAAGUUAAUAAAACUGUAAAAACAGAACUCUUCCAAAAUUAAGUUUUCCAGCGAAAUGUUAUGAAUGUAUAGCUUAUAUAAGGAGUGUUAAGGAGCUCAAGUUUCGAAACUGGCAUGUGUGAUUCAGUGAGAAAUUGCAACUCAAGCUUGACUAAGCUGGGAGUGGUGUGACAUACGUGAGAUUUCGAAAACAAAAAUCAAAAGUAGUUGUAUUUACUUUUAUAAAACUAAGUUGCUGAGUGUUAGCCGCAAGUCUAUAUAAAUGUAUAAAGGUCGCCUUUCUGUCUGUAACCAGUGACGGGUCGAGAUUUGUAACCCAAUCCCCUUUUUUCUACUAAUUAACUGAACUCUUAAGGGAGCUUGACUCGGCUAUAAUCGCAUAAGCGGUGUCUACGCCAAUUAAGAAGAAGAAGAAGGGAGCUGCAAUUUUCCACAACUUUUCGAACUGAAAACCGAACCACUUUUAUAAAAGUUUAAUGUCGGUGCAACAUUUUUACCAAAUGUAAAGUUAACUUUUUGGUAAAUUACAAAUGAUUUAUACAAUACACAUUCAUUUAGCUGAAUUGAAGCGUUUGCGUUGCUCGGAGAAAUAUAAUAAAAGAAUCUGCGAAAAAUUUGAUAAAUUCUGUGCCAAGAGGAUGCUUUAAAUUUCACGUUUGUCUGUACGUGCACACACACACACAAAUACUUAAGCAUUCUUUAUUAUAUGCUGGAUUUAACUUAUAGUAAUCUAAAAACAUUAUUUAAUCUUUUUUGUUUUUGUAGUUCACAUUUGUAUUUAGUAAUUAAUUUGUAUUUUAUUGUAAGAGUUCACAUAUUUUGGUUAUGUUGUUGUGUACAAUUUUGUUCAAUAACUUGUAAAAAUAAAUACUUAAAUAUACGGGAUAAUACUAAGGCACUUCAGUAACUGGACAAUCGCAAAAGUUUGUGUUGCAAGUCUUCCACUUACAAGAAACUAGAAAAUUUACAACACUCACCAGAAAUGCCUUUCGCUAACUGUUAUGUUAUGUUUCUAUGUUCAAUAUGUUAUGCUUGUUUCUUAGAAUUUAACAUAAUAACGGAGGCCGAUAAUCUUGCCGAUAAUUAGACCACAAUCAACCAUUUAGUUGCAUUUAGAUUCUUAGCAGUUCCGAAUUCCGAGGCUAUUUUUGAAGAUUGUCGAAAUUGUCCUUUCGUAUUGAUCAGCAAUAAAUGAUGUAAGCUUUCUAAAAUUUCCCAUGUAAUCUUAAACUGAAAAGAGUGUCUGCGACCGACUUCAUUGAGAAUUAUUCAUAAAUAAUUGCACAUCUAUUAUUGUUGUGCUUUUAUAGUGGCAUGACGCAAUGAUAAAAUGUUGCCGAGGUGGAAGUUUGAAGUGAACUCAAAUAGGGGUCAAUCAGUUUAUAUGCAGAGAUCUGACUAUUCCUUUUUAAAAAUGAUGCUUUCGCUUAAAGUAUCAAGUAUUCGACUAGCUGUUUCAGAGAAGUUAAGUUCCUGUCGAAUUCUUCGGUUAUGUAUUCAGACUGAGUUUUACGGCAAGUUUCCUUUAACAAGAAGUAAACCUACACUCAAAGUUAACAAAAGAAACAUUCGAAUUAUUGCAAUAUUAAGUUUUUUCUGUUCGGCAACCUGACAGUUGUUGUGGUCCAGCUGGGUUGCCUGUUAUGUUGAAACACCCGUUGUUCUCGUCAUUUUUGUGUGCACUCUUGUACGUACGAGCAUCUCCCGUAUCUUCAGAACUACUAAAAAAACAUACAUACAUACUUACAUAUAUGGACAGACAAUUUAUGUGGAUAGAAAAAGUAAAGAAUUUAGUAUAAAACAUUAAUAUAUUGAAGUUGGUUAACAUUAACGGAAUAUUAAAUUAAACAAUUAAAUUAAACAACUAAAAAACACAUUCGUAAAUCAAUGUAAACUUAACGAGUUAAAUGCAUAAAUGUUUAAACAAAUACCUUUGCUACUGAAUCUUAAUCCAAAAAGCUAAAAAAACAGUAAAUAAAACAACCAUAUUAAACAAACCGUUAAAUUUUAAAUAACAUUUAUUGCAUUGAUAUUUUACCGGUAUCAAGAUGAAUAUAUAAAUAUACAAAUACAUACAAACAGUUGUAAAUUGAGGCCAUAGCCGGGCAAAAGAAAAUAAUUGAAAAUAUUUAAAGUUUCUUAUACAAAAAUAAACGGUUGUUUUCUAAUUUUCUAUGAAGCAUAACAUUUGAUAUCAUCAUUUUAUUGGAACUUUUAAGACUUUAUAUAAAGAAAUAAAAACAUAAAUGCAAAUUUAAACGAGCAAAGACUUGCAAAAAAAUAAUAAUUCAUAAGCAAAUAAUUAUAUAAAAUUGUAUUGUAAAUUAUAUUAAUUAAGUACGCAUGUAUGUAUAUUUGUAAUUUUCAACGGUAAAAACACUUACUUAAGGAUUUUUGUGUCAGGCAAAGUUCAAAAGCAGUUUCGAAGUAGUUCUACAUAUAUGAUUGUACUCAUAUUUCGUAUUCGAAAUCAAAAAUCUCACUUCACUAUUAAAAAAAUCUAUAUUCUUAUUUUUCACUUCACUGUAUAUAUGUAUGUAUGUACAAAUCUCUAUCUAGACGUUUUUCUAAAGCAUACUUAUCUGAUAAUUCGAGCCUGUCUUCAUUUGCUUUGACAACCUCAGUGCUUGCACGUACUUACUUACAUAUCUGAACUUUUGUGUCCGCUUUCACUUGCAUUACUAACGGUAUUGGCAUGAUCCCCAACAAUAGCUGCUUGAGCUUUCAAACUCUCAAUACACAUACAACGUAAAGCAUUACAUGUAGUACUUACACCAACAACAGUAAACAACAAUAUAUCCAUACACACAUACAAAAUACAUACAUAUGUAUAUAAGAGUGCACAUAUGUACUUUGAGCUACAUACAUUUGUAUUAUGUACAAAUGGUGGUUUUCAGCAGCAUCAGAGGAGUUGAAUUUACCGUUAAACCGAUAUACAAUAUACAAACUGGAGAAAUACCAUACAAAAAAAUAAUAAAUAUUUGAUAUUUUCGAUGUGAAUUUAUUGCAUUCAUUUUGUGUAUUUGUAAUGUAAUUAGUUGGUAUUAUAUUUAAUAAGAAGUAAUGUAAUGAUAGGCGAUGCGUUAAUGCGUUAAUUAAUAAUCUCACUUAGUACAUACACACAUACAUAUGUACUUACUAUCUAUUUUGAAGAAGCCGAACGGAUUUGACGAAAUAUAUGUAUGUAAAUCGGUGAUUAAGUUAUUAUUGUUGUAUUGUAUAAAAAAUAAAUUAAGUGUUGUUAUAUUCUACAUACAUACAAACAUUUACUACUUAUAAAUACAUACAUACAUAUGCACAUGCUCGCACACAUGGAGAAUACAUUGAUUAAUAUGUACCUACAUAUGUGCUUAUGUAUGUAAUUGUAUAUUUGGAGUGUUUUUGAUAAAAUUGCAAUCUACUAUGUCAGUUCAGUUGAGAAUGCGGAGUGUUGUGAAGAGACGUGAGUGAAAUAAGAUUUGACUACUGAAAUUUAAAACUAAUAAAAGCACAAGUGAUUUGGAAAGUGGUUAUGGCGGCUGCUUAUUGUAAGAACCGAUGAAAUAUUUAAUAAAAAAUAAAUUAAUUGAGUUGAUUUGUUUAUGAUG
Molecule: messenger RNA, 16690 nt
Organism: Bactrocera dorsalis (oriental fruit fly)
Lineage: Eukaryota; Metazoa; Arthropoda; Insecta; Diptera; Tephritidae
Exons: 20
Coding region: 1121-11428 (3435 amino acids)
Biological process (GO): actin cytoskeleton organization
Molecular function (GO): guanyl-nucleotide exchange factor activity; protein binding
Source: RefSeq, a predicted model, not a curated record